Messenger RNA from Parastagonospora nodorum SN15, 7626 nucleotides. RefSeq lists its product as hypothetical. The coding region runs from base 1 to 7626 and encodes 2541 amino acids. The record is from RefSeq and is a predicted model, not a curated record. NCBI's taxonomy places the organism in Eukaryota, Fungi, Ascomycota, Dothideomycetes, Pleosporales, Phaeosphaeriaceae. The transcript has 6 exons. Gene Ontology annotation, molecular function: protein binding.
AUGAACAACCAGAUCGCCGAGCUCCGCAGCCUCACAGACGAACUCACCAAGGCCUCGGAAACCGCCCCGUCCACCGCCGACGUCCUCCAGACGCAGAGCAACGCGCUCCGCCGCAUGCGCCAGCUGCUCAUAGACUCGAACGACCAGACGCACACCAAAGACGCCUUCCGCCAUGUGCAGGGCUUCGAGGUGCUGCUGCUGACCCUCCGCUCCCUCUCCGGCUUCUACAAGCCCGCCCAGCUGUCGGCGCCCGACCGCAUCGAUUUCUUCGAGGUGAUCAAGGCCACGCUCGACGUGCUCUCUGAUGCGCUGAACGAGCACGCGGGUAACCGCCGCUUCUUCGCCAAGCGAGUCGAAGACGGCGGCUGGAGUGCGUUGGAGCAGGCCCUGGGCAGCACAGGCAUCUUUGGCGGCCAGUCCGAGAGCAAACGGGAUGACGCGGGGCAGGAGCAGCUGUUCGGGUGCCUGUUCGCCUUUGCACUGGGCGAGGAGGCAGUCACACGCAUAUUCCGAGACAUUGACAAGAAGAUUGAGGAGGCCCAAGCAAAGCAGGAAGAAGAUCCUGCAGCAGACGCUUCCACAGAACCACAGCCGACUGAGAUUGUCGUGUCCAGCCCGCGGUCGGUAUACAGCGACGGCGAGAUAGACCUCGAGCCCCUGCGCAGCCAGAUACGGACCAUCUUCAGCGGCACCGAAGUUCUGCAAAACUCCGACAUCAUUCCAACCAUACUACACUUCUGGCAAGGACUGUCGGGGGAGGAUGCUCCGGGCACCAAGUCGAAGCCGCUCUCAAUAUCUGUGCUAUUAGCCAUACUUGAGAUUACUAAGCUCUCCGCAUACAACAAGGCAGCGCUGCAUGUCACUGGCGUGCUCAGCAUCAUAUUGCCGCUCCUGUUUGACAACAAGUGUGCGCCCACGGAAGCUGGCCUACUCCUGGAACUGGCAAACACUCUAAUCGAAUUUGGCAUCAACAAGCUCGACGAUGCCUACUACCUCUUCCGCAAAGCAGCCACCUCGGACCAGGCGGCAGACUACCUACUCCGCGGCAUGCAAUCAUCACGAAGCCCGCCGUUUGUGCAGUUUGAUCUCUCCCUGCACGGCUUCAGUGCCAUUGAGCUCCCAGAUAUUGGGCGUCCGUUUCCACCAGUUUCACCCGGUAGUGGCUAUACAUUCGCUACUUGGAUGCGUGUGGACAAGUUUGACACCAACUGCCACACCACACUCUUUGGUGCCUACGACGAUACCCAGACCUGCUUCUUGAUGGCCUAUCUCGAAAAAGACACCCGCUGUUUUAUCCUACAGACGUACAUGGGCCAUGCAUCUGGCGUCGUCCCAAGUGUAAGGUUCAAAAAGGCUCCCCGCUUCCAAGAGGGUAGGUGGUAUCACAUUGCAAUUGUCCAUCGACGAGCAAAGGCCAUCGGCAUGGGUUCGGCGAAAGCCUCCCUGUUUAUCGAUGGGAGGAAUGUGCUUGCCUCGAAGCUCUCUGUAGCGUCAUUCCAUCUCUUCUCCGAGUCAUUGUCUGACGAGCUGAUUGCUGUCUACCACAAAUUAGGUCCACGGUACUGCGGUAACUUUCAAGACAGACUUGGUUCGUUCCAGACCUAUCGCACAUCAGCUGAACUCCACGUGUACAAUGAGAUAUUGCACCCAGGCAGAGAGGAGCGCUCCGAGAUUGUUGCGGCGAUUCGCUCAAACGCAAGUCAGCUCAUGCCAGAGUCAAAGAUACUGCUCAGCUUCUCACCAAGCUCCGUCAUGGACGAUGACGAUAGGAAUGCCAUUGACGAGUCUCAACUGAUCAAGUCGCUGUCAAGGGAAUCUGCAAAGACACUGCACAGGUACACCAGGGCGCACAGCACCCCUCUCAUUAUCAAUGCUGCAGUACCGUCCGUCAACGAUGCGCUCUCUCAAGCUCGCGGAUUUGGUCGAUUAUCUGGUGACCCAGUAGUCGUGGUUCCUCAAUCACUCGACGACGCCAUAUGGCGCAUUGGUGGGUGUGUCGCAGUAGGUCUGAAGCUUGUGCAAGCUGCUGAAUCCUUGGACGCCACGCUGCGUGCAGUCAAGAUCCUUCUUGAGGCAGUUGGUGGCAACUGGCGAAAUUGCGAGGCGAUGGAGCAACGCAACGGCUUUGCCGUUCUGGCCGAAGUCUUGCGGCAGAAAAUUGGGUUCGCCUUGGGUGGACUAGUCAUGCGGAAUCCGUCCUCACUUGACGUGACGUCCGAAGAGUGCGAGAUCUUCAUCAAGCAUCUUCUAUGUGAGAUUCUACAAUUCGUUGGCUACGACGAGAAGGAACCGACUGAGUCACUAAUCAUCAAUCCGCUUGCAUAUCGGGUUCUCCUUGUGGAUCUUGAGAUCUGGCGUAGAGCGACAUCUUUGGACACUCAAAAACUCUACUACGCUCAAUUUGUACAUUUUGCCAAGGGUAGCAAGCACCAUCAUUACAAUGCAAAGCGCUUCCAGAGAAUACGCGUGGUAAAGCGACUGACAGACGUACUCAAGGGCGAGAGCUUCGCGCCAGAAACGUUCAAACUGUUCUUGGAUGCCUUCAAAGCUCUCCUGCAAAUCAACUUUAACGGAGAGAAUGCCCGGUCGCUAUCGCUCUUCGUCACGUAUUCUUUGCACGACAGCCGCGCAUCCUAUGUCAAGCAGCGAUCGCUUCGACCCAAAGGCAGUAUUCUGCGCUUGAGACGUGGAACACCACCCACUUUGACUCCUGGAGCUACACCACGAUCGUCUAGUCCUGCUCAGAGUGUUUCCGACGCUGCUGGCCUUCCACUUGCUGAUCUUGGCAUUGCGAUCCUUCGCCUCCUCACGGAGCUUCUUUGUGAUCCUCAGAAUCCCAACGAGGUCAUACGCUUUGCGAAAAAUGUGACGGGAAAAUGGCUCCUGUAUUUGCUUGCGGAACCUGACCAGAGAGUGGUCGUUUUGGGAGCCACAAUCCUCGCUCGCGUCCUCGUGGUCAAUGGUUCAUCAUACGUCAAAAAAUUUGCCGACAAGACAGGCGGCUUCGUUUUGAUGAAGAAUCGACUUCGCCACUGGUGGAACACGCCUGCUAUCUGGACCAUAUGCUUUGCCAUUCUGUUCGACCGCGACGUCGCAACUAUUGAUUUUGAGAGAGACUUUGAUGUCUUCAAUCUCGUUGACAUUUUCAUCAUGCGUUCACCCCAAGCAAGACUCAAGAUAUGCUACCCCGAAAUCUUCUCCGUCAUCUCCGCCAUGCUGGACACGGGUCUUCGCGCGAUUGUCCGCGACCGAGAAACGCGACGGACGGAGACAGAGGCCUCCAAGCAAGAGAAUGGAGAGGCUACCGUGACACGAGGGCGACGAAGAACAAUGUCUCUCAAUGCGAAACAGCCGACAGUUGACUUGAAAGCACCACAGUCAGAGCGCCUGAACGACUUUGCAAUCGUACUCAAUUCGGCAAUACAAUUUCUCUCGGAGCUUCACUCACGGUCUGAAGCCUUCAGAGACUAUGCAAACAUGUCAAACUACGUACAAGAGCUCCUCUUCGUCCUCUACCCAGUCAUUGUUACAUCCGACAGCGUAAGCGCAGAGACCGAACUGCUCUCCAGAGGCUCCGCCUUGACAUUCGAAGGCCAAGACGUCGUCAUUCAACCACAUGUGGGUGGCACUGGCCAAGAAGGACCCGUCGUGCGAACGAGUACCCUCGAUGCCUCACCAGCGCGCUCUGCGCAGCGUGUGAUGCCUUUCCGGAGAGCAUCCUCAUUCGUGCUCGUAUCUGCAGAGAAGGCAAGGAAAGCAGCCAAAGAGCCAGCUCUCAACCCGAUAAUGUCUCCACGUAAUACAGCUCCCACAGCACUGAAGGUCGGCUCUUCUGUUGUAGAGGCGAUGCUUGAGGUCGUAUUGGAGGUUUUCAAGGACCAGAUCUUUACCCGAAAAGACUUUCCCGGUCUUGGGCUUUUUAUGAAGACACCACCAGGUUUUCAGGAACACCAGGCAUACUUCGAGUCGUACAUCCUCCGACAGACGCUUUCGUCGGUUAGAAAUGCGCUACAGCUUGACCAGAACCUGCUACAUGAACCAAGAGUUCUCACAAAUCUCUCACGAUUCGUAGGCCACUUGUCCGAGGCGGUCUUCGAAGGCUGGUUCUUGGAUGGCGCAGAAGCACUUCUUGACUUCAAUGGCUUUCUUCUCGAAUAUCUGGAACGACCUGACAUUGCUACGAUGAAGUCAGUCAGAUUAUGUGCGCAGGCUAUUCAGGCCAUCCGAGGCCUAUUCCUCAAGGUUGCAUUACUUCAGCUUGCAGAGCCUGAGGAUGCUGACAAUGGGUUCAACAGCAGCGCCGUUCUCGAGAAGAUGGUUUAUUGGCAGCCAAUCAUCCUGUCAUCUGCAAACAACGAGUCUUUCUCAUUGAAGAUGAUUUGCUAUCUCUUGUAUACGAAGUUAGCAUCCGAUCACGAGCAAGUACGAUUAGCUGCUGCGAACUUCUGGCGACUUCUCAUGGUGCAGAAGCCUCAUGAGACGACGACAAUCCUCGCAAAUGCCUUGCAGCCCAACAAGAAAGAUCUGUUCGAAGGCUUCCAGAAACUCAUUGAGCUCGACAACGAAACCUUCUUACAGUGGUUCGACAAGAAUAAAGCAGACCUGGACAGUUUCUUCUACGGCUCUAUGUCCAGAACCUGGGAAGAAUUUGCCAACGAUCAAAACAAACGUACCGAAGACACUUCUCAAAAGCGUAUUUCCAAGCGCAAAGAGAAGUUGAAGCAAUGGCAGUCUGAAGAGCUCAUAUCAGACAACGUGUGGACGCAACACGAGACAUCAACGAGCCACUGGCGGUCCAACAUUCACGCAGCAGAGCGAAUCAAGCACCAGCGAGUUCUUCAAGAUCAGCAGGAUAAUGCGACCUACAUGAUGACGAUCCUAGCAAAGCUCGAUCACCAGCUCAAAGGACCAUGCGCACUGUUUGAAGACAGUCCGCCGGCGAAAUGGCGCCUAGACGAGACCGAAGGCCGAGAUCGCAGGCGUAUGCGCAUCAUUGCCGAUACCACCAGUCGCGAGCAGGUGUACCAACCUAAGCGCAAAGACACUGAUCCCAGAGAUAGGCUCAGGCUAGACACUGGCGUUCCCACAAUCUCCGCGAAAGAGGCUGUGGGUGUCACCCCCACUGUUGGUCCACGCGGAAGAUCGUCAUCUGCAUUGAGCGGUCAAGAUGGCGCCGAAGAGGGCAAUUCUGGUAGUGAGGACGACUUUGAGAUGGUAGAAGCCAUGUUUGAGGACGAAGAUGGCUUUGAAGACAAGAAUCUGCAAGGUCAUGAGGAGUCUAAACCGUGGCGACCAGGUGCAAUACAAGGUCUUCUCAUCGUGGGCAAAGAGUGUCUCUAUCUCCUAGAUGACUUCUUCCAACGAUCUGACGGGGAGAUUGUGCGCGUAUGGCAAGCACCGCCAGACGAGCGCGAUCCUUAUGUACAGGUCAUCGCUGGCAAGGAAGCAAUCACGAACCGUCGGCCGCCUCCAAGAAACCAGGAAGACUCGGUGCGGCAUUGGAAGUGGAGCGAAGUCAUCAGCAUAUCGAAGCGUCGAUUCCUGCACCGUGACGUCGCAAUGGAAGCAUUCUUCGACGACGGACGCAGCUAUCUCCUGACAGCGAUGUCUACACAGGCCCGCAACGACUUGCACUCGCGAGUGUUGCAGCGCGCUUCACAUGUGGUCAACCCGGAGAAGCUUACGAAUUCGGAGAUCUCAUGGCGACUCGACUCACUUCACAAUCCCGAAGAAGCCCCACAGACGCUAGGUUCACGAUUUGCCUCCGCUUUUGGCUCUGCAUCAUCGCAUCCUGCGACGAAAAAGUGGCUAAAAGGAGAGAUGUCAAACUUCCACUAUCUGAUGUUUGUGAAUACGCUCGCUGGAAGAACUUUCAACGACCUCACCCAGUAUCCCGUCUUCCCUUGGGUCAUCUCCAACUACGAGAGUGAGGAGCUCGACUUGACAGAUCCAGUGAACUUCCGUGACCUCAGAAAGCCCAUUGGUAUCCAAGAUCCCAGACAAGAGCGUUCAAUCAGGGAGAGAUUCAGCUCGUUUGCAGAGAUGGGUGAGACUGAUAAGGCGUUCCACUACGGGACGCAUUACUCUUCGGCUAUGACUGUUGCAUCGUAUCUCAUGAGACUGCAGCCUUUCAGCGCGGCGUUCUUCCUUAUUCAAGGUGGCACUUGGGAUCACCCGGACCGCAUGUUCUAUUCCAUCAAGGGCGCAUGGGACUCUGUCUCCGCCAAGAACAUGGCCGAUGUACGAGAGCUCACUCCCGAGUUCUUCUUCCUGCCCGACUUCCUCACUAACGUCAACGACUACGACUUCGGGUUGCGCUCCGACGGCUCUCGGAUGGACGAUGUCUCACUUCCACCCUGGGCCCACGGCGAUCCAGCAAUUUUCAUCGCCAAGCAGCGCGAGGCCCUCGAGAGCCCAUAUGUCACCCAAAACCUUCACCACUGGAUCGACCUAAUCUUCGGCUUCAAGCAGCGCGGCGAAGCCGCCGUCGACGCCGCCAACGUCUUUCACUUCAUGACUUACCAAGGCGCCAUGGACCUCGACUCCAUCACUGACGGCGAAGAGCGCGCGCAGAAAAUUAGCAUCAUCAACAACUUCGGCCAAACACCCACACAGGUCUUUCAGCGACCGCACCCCAAGAAAGAAAACCUCGCAAAACCCGCGAAAUUAGAUACCGCGGCAGAGAGCCUGCAUCGUGUGCCUGGCACGCUGCUCGAUGCGCAUGAUAGGAUUAACUCGCUGAAUUACAUCGCGCGUACGGAAAAACUUCUGUGUUCGGCGCCAUUCAGACACAACAUUCCGCCGCACUACGAUCGAUACAUGGAAUGGGGCUUUACGGAUGGUAGUGUGCGCUUCUACGACUCGCACUCCAAGCGCCUCAUCGGACUCUUUGAACACCUGCACUCUGGACAGCUGACUACGAGCUUGUUCAUCGACGGCCGCACGCUCAUAACGGCGGGCACGGAUUGUACGCUCGCGAUCUGGAACGUCAGUAAGAACGGUGGAGGUGUGGAGUUGCAAAAUGCUACGACACUGUUUGGACACAAAUCCCCCGUCGUCACACUUGCCGCGUCUCGCGCGUUCUCGGCGUUUCUAUCUGCGUCGCUCGACGGCCGAAUCUUCCUCUGGGAUUUGAAUCGCAGCGAAUUCGUGCGCGAGAUUCAUCUUGGGCCACGACAUACCGUCUCUAUCCAAGCGGCGCGAAUCAACAGCGUCACGGGACACGUGGUCAUGGCGUGCGGGCGGCGGCUGGUGGUGUGCACGCUCAAUGGCGCGGUACUUCUCGACGAAGAUGUUUGUGACAGCGAGGACGAUGCCGAAGGCAUCAGUGCGCUCGCCGUGUACGAAGGCAGUGGGAAUGAGUGGGUCGAGCGCGAAUUGAUAUUCACGGGACACAGACGGGGGAUUGUCAAGAUCUUCAACUUGCUCCCCGCGCCCGCGCAAGACGGGAAAUCCAAGUGGAGCAUCGAGCUCGUCAAUGUGCUCAAUCACACAGACCAGAUGAGUGGGAAUGGCGCUGCGGCGGGUGCGAUUACGUGCAUCUUGCCGCUGCCUGGAAAUGUGUAUACGGGGGAUGAGGAGGGCAGAGUGGUACGUAUUGAGAUCUCUCUAGUUUCUAGCGAGUGA